This is a messenger RNA of Anopheles nili, 1407 nucleotides long. Its product is annotated as centrosomal protein of 162 kDa-like. Gene Ontology annotation, biological process: cilium assembly. Gene Ontology annotation, cellular component: axonemal microtubule; centrosome; centriole. NCBI's taxonomy places the organism in Eukaryota, Metazoa, Arthropoda, Insecta, Diptera, Culicidae. The record is from RefSeq and is a predicted model, not a curated record. Bases 1 to 1407 code for a protein of 468 amino acids. The transcript has 8 exons.
AUGUGGCGAAACGGAAUUGGGGCUAAAACUGCAGCAAAAGAAGCAAAAGUGAACUCCCGCACAGUGUUGAAGCACUUCGGCGAAAUUCGCAUGCAGUUGCUGAUGGAGAUUAACAAUGAUUCACCGAUUGGAGGACCUGGUCUGACAGUCGAGAUAGACGAGACCAAAAUCUCGACACAGCAGCAGCGCCGCCAGAAGGAGCAGGAGCGCUGCCAGGAGGAGGAGCGCCGCCAUAAGGAACUCGCCGCAGAGAAGCGACAGACGAGGAAAUCAGAAUGGAGCCACAAAGACGAAGACGAGACCGAGGAAUUGGCCAAAGCCGUGUCCAAGGACGAGGACGUGUCCAACGACCAGGACGUGACGAACGACGAGGACGAGGCCGAGGCCGAGGACUACAAGCCUGAAAAAAGCCAGCGUGGCGUGGAAGUCCCGAGGAGACAGACUUUCGACAAAUCCACGCAACCAUCGCCGACACACGAAAAACCGGAUCUAUGGUCCAAAGAUCGACUACUCGAGCUGAAGAUCACCGUACUGGAGGACCGACUAAAGGACACCGAAGAGCACUAUCAGAGCAAGCGGUUGCAAUGCGAUACGCUGUCCCAGGUGCACAGGACAUUGCGCGAUAGUUACACCACGCUGCAGGAGGAGAGCGAAAUGAUGCAAUUUGAUAUACGCCACCUGACGAGGAGUGCCGACGUGCUAAGAUCCGAGCUGCAGUCGGCCCGGUGUGAUCGGGAUUCCGCCAUCGAACUGCAGAAGCUCCUACAAACCGGGCUGGACGUAUCCCACAAAGACCGCAAAAAGCUGCAGGAUGGCAGCAAGAAGGACUUAAAAACUAUACAAGACCUGCAGCGACAGUGCCGCGAGAUGGAGCGAAUUAUGAUGCGCAAAAAUCCGGACUCCAUAUUGGCGCUGAUAGGAAGGAUGCGGUGUGUUGCCAGUAAAUCACCGACGGGGACACCGACGGGAACCGAUAGCACCUCGUCCACCUGCCGCGUGCUGGAACAACGCAUCGCCCAGCUGGAAGCGGAUGCCCGGAAACAGCACGCAAAAGCGCAAGGUAUACUGCCCGACAUGCAGGCCCGCUUUAACUCGGUGCAGGCGAACAUCAUUGAUAAAGAAGCCGCCAAAGUCAUUGAGUCGAUCACCAUAAGUGCCGCGAAUUAUGAGAUCACAUGGAAGAUACUAACAGAUCGGUACUCCAACGAGUAUCUGUUGAAAAAGCGUUAUUUGCAAGCUCCUUUUGGAAUGGAUGUCUCUUCCACCCCGGUGAAGAAAACGGUGCAUGCGAAAAUAUCCUCCCGAUCGAGCCCGUACGAACUGAGUGCUGAUUUGUUGAUCGUGGACAACUGGAUCGGUAAUUUGCUAGCACAUGAUGUGCAUAUGGAUAAAUGGGCACUGAUGUAA